Molecule: messenger RNA, 2102 nt
Organism: Varanus komodoensis (Komodo dragon)
Lineage: Eukaryota; Metazoa; Chordata; Lepidosauria; Squamata; Varanidae
Product: proton channel OTOP1-like
Exons: 6
Coding region: 1-1668 (555 amino acids)
Biological process (GO): proton transmembrane transport
Cellular component (GO): membrane
Molecular function (GO): proton channel activity
Source: RefSeq, a predicted model, not a curated record
AUGGCAUCCACCACGCGAUCGAGUUCACUGCUCUCCCUCCUCUAUCUGGCUUUGCUCACUUUCGUGGGCAGCGCUGUACUCCUGGCUGAGACGCAUCAGAACAGCUCGUUGAGCCACAGCGUCCACGCUUUCCUGGCGGUGCUCAUGAUCUCUUCCUGCAUCUGGAUGCUUUGGUUUGGCUGGCGCUCUGCUAGCAACAAGCAGCUGAAAAAGCAUCAGGAUCACCAGGCUGGAGCAAGCUGGCUCAAAGGUGGUCUGUCUCUCUUUGCGCUGGCCACCCUGGUUUUGGACUGCCUCUCCUUGGGCUAUUCCUAUGAACUGCAACAUUGUGCCUCCAUGCUAAUGACCACUUUCCCUGUUGUGCAAGCCAUUUUCACCAUCAUACAGGUUUCAUUGCUGCUGUUUAAUGCGAAGGUUUGUGUCCAGGAACACCAGCAUCUAAACAGGUUUGGGCUGAUGCACACUCUGGCCACCAAUGUGCUCCUGUGGAUGAGUGUGGUGCUGGAUGAAUCCAUGAAGCAGCUGGAGGAAUUCUAUGAUGCUCAGAAGGGCAUAAGCUCCAAGGAUUCCCAUGAUGGCUUCUACACCAACAGCUGUGUCUGCACCACCAGUCUUUGCCACAUCUUUUCAGAAGGCGCAGCCUACCUGCAUCCCUUCAACAUUGAGUUCAGCCUCUUCUCUUCUACAAUGCUGUACAUCAUCUGGAAGAACACUGGACGAGAGACCCAUCACCAGAAGCCUCAGCUGACUCACAGGCCACACUUCCACCUGAGCGGGGCUUUUGUUGGACUGGUGCUAGGGGCUUUGGCCAUUUCAGCAACCUUUGGGGUGAUGAUCUCUUUUGGAGUGCUUGCCAAGUCUCCUGAAACUAUUCCUGAAGCCCUUCGGACAUAUUAUAUCUUCAACUCUGUGUUAUAUUCUGCCAUGUUCUUGGCCACCUUCAUUGGCAUCACCACCUACAGACUGAAGAAAAAAGCUUCAGCGCUCUCUUCUGCCAAAAGCGUGGUGAGAAACUUAGAUGUUACCUUGCUUCUAGGCAGUUCCUGUGGUCCACUCAUGGUAUCCAUCUUCUCUCUGGUGGCCAUCUUCUUUCUUCAUGCCAAUGGCAGCCUCCACCUUCUGGACUUCUGCUUCUCCCUCUGCAAGACCAUCCAGAUCCUUGGGCAGAAUCUAUUCAUUACUGAAGCUUUGUGCUCCAGCCUCUCUCAGGAGCCAGACAUCCAAGAUAGUACUGACUCUACUGGCACUGGCUGGGUCUUCUCUAUUUCCAGAGGUUCCUUGGAGCAGGACAGCAAUGGACCUUUCUCCAAAACCCACACACUGAGCAACAUAAUGGCCAGUUUGGAGAAUCAGUCACCCAGACACUUGACAGACUGUGGCACUGACUCAUCUACCUUCCAAAGUUCUCACACCCGAGAAGAAUCUAAAAGACUAAGCAUUAGAAGAAAGAUCCUACAGAACUUAUCUAUCCUUCUUAUCUUCUACAACAUCUCGGUGUGGAUUCUGUAUGCCUAUGGGACCCGCCCACACCUGGUGAGCCAAAUUGAACAGUCCUUCUAUGGCUUCACACUCUGGGCCAUUGUGGUCAAGAUCUCGCUGCCACUGGGCAUCUUUUACCGCAUGCACUCUGUGGCCAGCCUCUUUGAAGUCUACUGCAAGACCUGCUGAAUGAGCACCAUCAUCUUGGGACAGCUACUGCCCCAUAACUUCAUCGUGAGAGUAACGUAAUGGACAUGCGCGGGGAAGCAAAAGGAGCUGCUCUUUACAGUGCAGUAGCCUGUGUCCCUGCUGUUCAACCAAGGAAAUGUUAAAUCAAAGAACCGUAAUGCUUCUGCUGGCAGUUUCACUUCUAAGAAAAUGAAGUAAUGCAUGUACCUGAUGAAUAGUUCAUGUAUUGCUAACCAGUACACAUUCUGGAAAACUAAAGACACACUGUCCUUAAAGUUGGGGGGGGGGGUUCCCCCAAAGGUUAUUAGUUCCUCAGCUUCCCCAGUCAAUGACUUCAUAACAGAGAUGAGCAAGCUCUUUCAGCCCAAGGGUCAAACACCAUUUCAGAGAAGUUCUUGGGAGCUACAUUCCAAUGGUGGGUAGGCAAAAAGGCA